Molecule: messenger RNA, 3695 nt
Organism: Metopolophium dirhodum (rose-grain aphid)
Lineage: Eukaryota; Metazoa; Arthropoda; Insecta; Hemiptera; Aphididae
Product: structural maintenance of chromosomes protein 6-like
Exons: 3
Coding region: 269-3415 (1048 amino acids)
Biological process (GO): double-strand break repair via homologous recombination
Cellular component (GO): site of double-strand break; Smc5-Smc6 complex; nucleus
Molecular function (GO): single-stranded DNA binding; damaged DNA binding; ATP hydrolysis activity
Source: RefSeq, a predicted model, not a curated record
ACGACGUCGGCACACGGGGCCGGUUGCGAUCAUCGGAGCGAAACGAUUGCAUUUCAUCACGCCGUUCCUCUAUCGCCGUUUGCCUGUCCGUCCGUAACUAGACUACAACAGUCUCUAGUGCUUUUUACUAUUCUAACUCGUUUUACCCUCCAGUCACCGCGGCAUAAACCGUUCGCAGUUCCCAAUCUUUUCUUUUUUUCAAGUCUCCACGCAGUCGUGUGGUUUCCAUUCGCGUCCGAAUCGUGUAUUAUACAACAAAUUAUUAAACAUGAAUUCAAAUACUAAUUUACGUCAAAAGUUCAGUCAAAUUAAUUCACAGUAUAGUAAUGAAGAUUGGUAUAAUGGAAGUAUUAAGUCUAUCUCUCUAAAAAAUUUUAUGUGCCAUGCAAAUUUCCAUUUAACAUUGAAUCCUAGAAUUAAUUUUAUAUCAGGUUUGAACGGUAGUGGAAAGAGUGCUAUCCAAACUGCUCUUGUUGUAGGAUUUGGUGCUAGAGCAAGUACCACUAAUCGUGCCAGUUCAUUAAAGUCACUUAUCAAAUAUGGACAACCAUCGGCUACUAUAUCAAUAACAAUAGCAAAUAGUGGAGAAGGAAAUAGUGACUGUGGUCCUUACAAGCCUGAAGUGUAUGGCAAGCAAAUUACUAUAGUAAGACAAAUUACUGAAUCAUCUACUACUUAUAAAUUUUUAAAUGAAAAUAAUAAAGUUGUUAAAGGCUUUAAAAAUGAAUUAAAAAAUUUGACACUUCAUUUUAAUAUAUUAGUGGAUAAUCCAAUAUGUAUCAUGAAUCAAGCAAUGGUAAAAACAUUUCAUAAAGGUGCAAAUCCAAAUGAGAAGUAUGAUCUUUUCUUUAGAGCCAUAUCUGCUAAUAUAUUUAAUGGAAAAAUUGAAGAAACAAAGUUAGUUGCCACAGAGUACUCGGAAAAACUUGAAAAUGUUAAAAGUGUUUUGAUACAAUGUUUAAAAGAAGUAAGUGAAUAUGAGACUUAUGAAAAAAAAUCUAAACAGUUAGAAACUUUGAAAAAUAGUAAAUAUCAAUAUGAAAACGAGUAUGCUUGGUAUACUGUUUAUCAACUCGAAACAACUUAUAAACAGUUUUUAAACCAAAUUGAAUCUUUUAAAGGUAAUCUGUCGGAAAAUACAGACAAAACAAACAUUUUGGAACAGAGUAUUAAAGCAAAUUCAGAAACAUUGAUAAUAAAAAAAAAUGAAUUGAUAAAUAUUGAAAAUUCUCGCUCACGUAAUCAUAUGGUUUUCAUGCAAACAAAAAAAGAAUUACUGGACAAAACCAAUGAGUUUGAUUCAGUAAAGCAAUCUGUUAGAAAACAUGAUUCUGCUUUAAAAUUAUUAAUCAGUAAUAGAGAAGAUUUAGAAAAACACAUUGAAGUUGAACAUCAAAAAGGCAAUACCAAUACUUUAGCACAGUAUAAAGAAAUAUUGGCACGCUAUGAGCAAAAUUGUUCUGAAGCGGAGGCAGCAUGGAAAACAAAUAUGGAACAUGAACAAACUCUACGUAAUGUAGUUGAUGAAUUGAAGCAGAGAGUUGGAAAUUUAAAGAACGACGAGGUUACUCCUUUACAAAGAAAAAUAGGUGAACUUAAUAGAAAUAUCAACAGUAUAUCUCAACAAGAAGACAGGAUCAAUUUCUAUGGGAACUGGAUGCCAAAAUUAGUUAAAACUAUUGAAAUUGCCUUUAGUCAAAACAAAUUUAUAAAAAAACCAAUAGGUCCUAUUGGGGCAUACAUUAAAGUGAACAAUGACAAAUGGAUAUUUUCAGUCGAAAACUUUUUAGGUCGAGGAACUUUAAGAACAUUUUUAGUAGAUAAUUUUACUGAUAAUAAAGUACUUCAAUCAAUAAUGGAUACAUUAAUUACAGGUAAUGCAAGAAAACCGACUGUUAUCACUAGCAAAUUUUUUGACAAAGUUCAUAAUAUUACUGCUAAAGAAACUCAAAAUAAUUUGUUUCGUAUGUUAAAUUUCACUAGUCCUGUAGUAGCUAAUUGUUUGAUUGAUAACAAUUGUAUUGAAACAAUAAUGCUUGUAGAUGACACUGCAGAAGCUAUGCCUAUGAUGGAAAAUGUUUCCAUAGUUCCAAGAAAUUGUAACUUCUGUUUAACUUUAGAUGGGACACAAGUUUAUCCUAGCCCUUCUUAUAGAGUAUACUCUUUACAAAGUGCCAGUGAACCAAUUUUCUUGCAAAGUGAUGUUUUGGUUGCUAUUAAUAAUUUAAAACGUGAGAAAGAAGAGUUAGAAGUAAAAAUUAAUAAACUAAAUACAGAAUUUGAACAUUUUGAACAGUCGAAAGUAGAAAAGCAACAAUACCUUGACAAGGCGCAAUCAGAAACAAAAUGGCUUAAGGCCAAGUAUGAUGAAUACUCAAAAAAAAUAAAUGAACUUAAAGCUAAAUGUGAGGAAGAACAAGAUGACAGAAUGGCUACUCUUACUGAAGAAAUAAAUGAUGUUGAUUUAAAAAUAGCGAAAGCCAAAGAAAUAAAAGAUAAUUCCAUGAAAUCAAUUCCAAAAUUUAAUGAAGAAAUUAGUUUCAUAAAUGAGAAACUGCAAAAAGCAAAAUCUUUUAUUGAAAAGACUGAUCGUUCUGUAUUUUUGGAAGAAAUUGAGAUCCUUCAAAAUCAAAUCAAUAAACAUAAAACAGGAAUGUUGCAAAUUAAUGAUAAUUCAACCAAACAAAAACAAUUAUUAAGUAAUUUACAGGAAAAAGUGGAAAACGAAAAGAAAAAUCUAGAUAAAGUAAUGAAAGAAGCUGAACAACUAGGUAAGAAAAUACUAGUAACACGUAAUGAGGAAGAUAUAAGAAGAGACAUUGAAGAAACCAAUCAUAAAAAGGACUUAUUAGAAAUGGAGUUGGAGAAGAGAGGUGAAAACCAUCUAGCCUUAAGAGAUAAAUGUAAGAAGAAAAAAGAAGAAUAUUUAAUGCAUAGUGCUUUACAUAAACAAAUUGAAGAUAUUUAUAAAUCUAACAAGAAAUCUAUUGAUCUUAGUACAAUUGCGCUUAAGCACUACAUUGAGUAUCUUCGGUUAAAAGUAAUUGAAGAUUUUGACAUGAUUCUGAUAUUAGGAAAAAUUAAGGGCAAGCUCGAAAUUGAUAUACAUGAACAAAGUAUGGAUAUUUCAAUGUUUGAUAACAUAAGUACUUCAUGUGCUUCCGGUGGUGAACGGACAUUUGCUACAGUUGCUUUGAUUUUGGCAUUAUGGAGCAACAUGCAAUUGCCAUUUUACUCCAUUGAUGAAUAUGAUGUAUACAUGGAUAAUAUUAAUCGAAUAACCACUACUCAGCUGCUGAUGAAUGCUAUUGAAAAUCGUAAAAACCAAUUCAUAUUUCUUACUCCACAAGACAUAUCUCAUAUAAAAAGUGCUGAUAAUAUUAAGAUUGUGCAAAUGAAAGACCCUAGAUCUUAGUUAUAUUUAAAUGUAAUGUAAAACAGUUGAUAUUUUAUUCAUUCUUUUCAAAUUAUCAUUAAAAUUAUUAAAAUUCUUAAAAAUUGAUUUAUAUUUUAUUGUUUGUAUAUUAAUAACAAGAAAAAAAUAUAUUAAAUAAAUGUAAAUUUGACAGUAUAUGAAAUGUGAAAAAAAGUAAGUUAAUAACUAAUAAGUAAAUGUUAGGAUGAUGUAAGCAUUUUUUGCUUUUUCUGUUAUUGCUCAAAUAUGAAAGCAUGAAUGAAUUAUGUCACAAAAUUCC